Manihot esculenta (cassava) is the source of this 2866-nucleotide messenger RNA. Its product is annotated as phosphate transporter PHO1. Gene Ontology annotation, biological process: cellular response to phosphate starvation; phosphate ion transport. The transcript is spliced from 15 exons. The coding region runs from base 165 to 2477 and encodes 770 amino acids. Gene Ontology annotation, molecular function: inositol hexakisphosphate binding. NCBI's taxonomy places the organism in Eukaryota, Viridiplantae, Streptophyta, Magnoliopsida, Malpighiales, Euphorbiaceae. Gene Ontology annotation, cellular component: trans-Golgi network; Golgi apparatus; cytoplasm. The record is from RefSeq and is a predicted model, not a curated record.
CCUCUCUCCCUCUUUUUCUCUCUUCAUAUAUAUAAACCUCGUUAAUCGCUCUCUGUCUCACUUCUAACAAGCUCCUUCUUUUCUCUCUCUCUUUCUGUCUUCAGUACCUUUAAUUAGUAAUUCCUUUGCGUUGAGAGAAGAAGAAGAAGGAGGAGGAGGAGGAAAUGGUGAAGUUCUCAAAGGAGCUUGAAGCUCAACUCAUCCCAGAAUGGAAGGAAGCUUUUGUUAACUACUGGCAACUCAAAAAACACAUAAAGAAGAUCAAACUAUCCAAAAAACCCCAACAACCUAAUAAACAUGAUUUUGGUCUCUCCAUUUUCGACUUCAUUCCAUCCUUCCCUAUUAAAUUCUCCCUCAAUUUCUUCCGUUCCGAUACCAAAACUGAGAUCAUUCAGGUGAGAAGCAAAACCAUGGAUGACGAUGAUGGUGAAAUCUACCAUACUGAGCUUCUCCAGUUGUUCUUCCAGGAAGAUGAGAUAAGGGUGUUUUUUGAGAGACUAGAUGAAGAACUGAACAAAGUGAACCAGUUUUACAAGGCUACAGAAAGUGAGUUUCUUCAGAGAGGAGAGCUUCUCAACAAGCAGCUACAGAUUUUGUUUGAUCUUAAGCAAGUCCUCAACAACCGCCGCCGGAAGCCCGUCGACACCGGAGUUUUUAAUCCUUCUUCUUGGUCAUCUUCCCACCGCAACCCUGGGACCAUCAAGGAAUCAAAUGACAACUCUGGAGAAUCCUCAGAAACUGAUGAAAUAAUCGCAGUACUGGAGAAAAAUGGAGUGAAUUUAAUAAAUUCAGCGACAAGGUCGAAAACAAAGAAAGGGAAUCAUAAAAAAAUGGCCCUGAGAAUCGACAUCCCUGCUUCAACACCAAGAAGAACAAUCUCAGCAUUUGCUUCAAUGCUCUGCUGGGAAGAUUUGUUUAAUAAUCCACAAAACGCAGCAGCUCCUCAACAUCUCAUUAACAAGAAGAAGAUCCAGUAUGCUGAGAAGAUGAUUAGAGGAGGAUUUGUGGAGCUCUAUAGAGGCCUUCAACUCCUAAAAACUUACAGCUCUCUCAACAUGGUGGCUUUUACCAAAAUACUCAAGAAAUUUGACAAGGUAUCAAACCAGCAGACAUCAGCAAGUUAUCUAAAAGCAGUGAAGAGAUCCCACUUCAUUAGCUCUGAUAAGGUUGUUAGACUAAUGGAUGAAGUGGAGUCCCUAUUCACAAAGCACUUCUCCAACAAUGACAGGAAAAAGGCAAUGAAGUUCCUCAGACCCCAGCAGCGCAAGGAGUCUCACAUGGUCACCUUUCUUAUAGGCUUAUCUACUGGUUGUUUCCUCUCUCUCUUUAGUGUAUAUGCAUUCUUGGCAUACAUGGCUGGCAUUUUUAGCCCCAACGUUAGAAGAUCAUAUGUGGAGACUAUCUACCCUGUUUUCAGUGUGUUUGCCUUGUUAAGCUUGCAUUUGUUCAUGUAUGGCUGCAACCUUUUCAUGUGGAAGAGUACAAGGAUCAACUACAAUUUCAUUUUUGAAUUUCAACCCAGCACUGCUCUCAAGUACAGAGACGCCUUCCUCAUUAGUACCACUUUAAUGACCUCUGUUGUUGCUGCUUUGAUAAUCCAUCUUCUAUUAAGGGCUAGUGGCUUUUCGCCAAGCCAUGUUGAUGCCAUUCCUGGAGUCCUCUUCCUAAUUUUCAUGGCCUUGCUCAUCUGCCCAUUUGAUUUCUUCUAUCGCCCAACGCGUUACUGCUUCAUUCGUGUUAUUCGCAACAUUAUCUGCUCUCCACUUUAUAAAGUUCUGAUGGUGGACUUUUUCAUGGCAGACCAACUUACCAGCCAGAUUCCACUAAUGAGGCAUUUGGAAUCCAUGGCAUGCUACCUCCUAGCUGGGACUUUUCGAACACAUAGAUACGCAACCUGCAACAGUGGAAGGCUAUAUAUGGAGCUAGCUUAUGUCAUUUCGUUUCUGCCAUACUAUUGGCGAGCAAUGCAGUGUGCAAGACGAUGGUUUGAUGAAAGUGAUGUGAACCAUUUAAAAAACAUGGGGAAGUAUGUUUCUGCCAUGGUGGCGGCCGGCGCGAGGCUAACUUAUUCUAGGCAGGAGAAUUACUUAUGGUUUUGUAUAGUGUUGGUCUCUUCUGCAGUUGCUACAGUUUAUCAGUUGUACUGGGAUUUUGUCAAGGAUUGGGGCCUUCUCAACCCAAAAUCCAAGAACCCAUGGCUAAGAGACGACUUGAUUCUAAAGAACAAGAGCAUCUACUACAUUUCCAUUGCCUUGAACAUAGUUCUGAGAGUUGUUUGGGUGGAGACUAUGAUGCAGUUCCGUUUCAAUAUUGUUGAGUCAAGGAUGUUGGACUUUUUCUUGGCUUCUUUAGAGGUUAUUCGGCGAGGCCAUUGGAACUUCUACAGGUUGGAGAACGAGCAUCUGAACAACGUUGGCAAGUUCAGGGCAGUGAAGACAGUUCCCUUACCUUUCCGAGAGACAGAUUCAGAUGGCUAAAGGCUGGAUUAUAUUCAACAAAAUUUAAUACAAGUCCCUGACAGUUUCAUCUUGUGUAAACUCCCUAGCAUGCUGACAUUAAGGCGCUUUCAGUACUUUGCUGCUAUAAUUAGACUGGGAUCCACAACAAAUAAGGAAAAAAUAGUGUGAUUAUCCUUCUCAUUCUUCAGAGAUUCAAUCAAGUUCAAAUUGUACAGCCCCCAAGUUUAUUGAAGAAAGAAAGCAUCAAAUAACAUGUUGAGUUUUGUAAAUUUGGAAACUCUAAUUUCAAUUCAAUUAUUUCCUUUAUCCCUUGAAUAGAUGAACUGGAAGAAUUUGAUAGAAGAUCAAAUGUCAGAUGUAAAAAUAGUUGAAAAUUUUAGCAGUAGAAUUUUGAUCUAUCAGUAUUA